CCAUGGCAAUGCUCAACCUCACUCUCCCUGGCCAGCAUCCCCACCCUGAAGCCGUCGUCCAAGAUGUCCACAGACGAGUGAACGUGUCGCUGUCAAGAAGACAAAUGCUAUCGUACACUGAUGCCAACCAGUCAACCCUCUGCCCGACGGGGAACCCCAUCGACGACUGCUGGCGGUGCGACACCAGCUGGCAGCUGAACCGGCAGCGCCUGGCCGACUGCGGCAUCGGCUUCGGCCAGUACGCCCUGGGAGGCAAGGGCGGCCGCUACUACGUCGUCUCCGACUCCUCCGACCACGACGCCGUGAACCUCCGCCCUCGCACCCUCCGCUGCGCCGUCAUCCAAAUAUGUUUUAAAUGA
This is a messenger RNA of Diospyros lotus (date-plum), 359 nucleotides long. RefSeq names its product probable pectate lyase 12. NCBI's taxonomy places the organism in Eukaryota, Viridiplantae, Streptophyta, Magnoliopsida, Ericales, Ebenaceae. Gene Ontology annotation, molecular function: pectate lyase activity. The record is from RefSeq and is a predicted model, not a curated record. The transcript has 2 exons. The coding region runs from base 3 to 359 and encodes 118 amino acids.